Daucus carota subsp. sativus is the source of this 2157-nucleotide messenger RNA. RefSeq names its product heat shock cognate 70 kDa protein. Gene Ontology annotation, cellular component: cytoplasm. The transcript has 2 exons. The record is from RefSeq and is a predicted model, not a curated record. Gene Ontology annotation, molecular function: ATP binding; ATP-dependent protein folding chaperone. The coding region runs from base 167 to 2032 and encodes 621 amino acids. NCBI's taxonomy places the organism in Eukaryota, Viridiplantae, Streptophyta, Magnoliopsida, Apiales, Apiaceae.
AUUCGAUGAAUGUGUAAUCAGUUGAUGGGAAGAGAGGAGUAGGAUACAAAGAGUUGUUUGGAGUUAAUGUGCACUUGAAUCACCAUUAAACUGUUGCACUUCUCUAUAACGGGAAACGAUCAGUUAUAUAAAGCAUACACGUACUGGUAAUAUUUUGCACGUAAAAAUGGCGAAAAAUGAAGUAGCGGUUGGAAUAGACCUAGGCACCACAUACUCGUGUGUUGGUGUUUGGCAAAAUGAUCGAGUUGAAAUCAUUGCAAAUGAUCAGGGGAACCGCACGACACCGUCGUACGUUGCUUUCACUGAUACGGAGCGUUUCACGGGCGAUGCUGCUCGGAAUCAGUCUGCUUUGAAUCCUGUGAAUACUGUUUUCGAUGCUAAAAGGUUGAUUGGAAGGAGGUUUUAUGAUUCGACAGUUCAAAGUGACAUGAAGCUGUGGCCAUUUAAGGUUGUUGGUGACAAUGGUGACAAACCAAAAAUUGUUGUGAAUUACAAAGGUGAGGAGAGGAGAUUCUCCCCUGAGGAGUUGUCUUCAAUGGUUCUUCUGAAGAUGAAGGAGAUUGCCGAAGAAUACCUUGGAAAGAAAGUGAAGAAUGCUGUUGUCACAGUCCCUGCGCACUUCAAUGACUCGCAGCGCCAGGCUACCAAAGAUGCAGCAACAAUAGCUGGCCUUAAUGUGUUGCGGCUUCUCGUUGAGCCAACAGCUGCUGCUGUUGCUUAUGGUCUUGAUAAAAAUCUGACAAGUGGAAUGGAAGGCGAGAAAACUGUUCUUAUUUUUGAUCUAGGUGGUGGUACAUUUGAUGUCUCUCUUCUCAAAAUUAAGAGGGAUAAUAUUGAAGUGCUCGCUACUGCUGGUGACACUCAUCUAGGAGGCGAGGAUUUUGACAAUCGUUUGCUUAACCAUUUUGUGAAGGAAUUUAGAAGGAAGUAUGGAAAGGAUAUCAGUCGAAAUGCUAAAUCUUUGAGAAGAUUGAGAAAUGCAUGUGAAAAGGCGAAGAGAAUACUCUCACAUAAUGCUACGACGACUAUUGAUAUAGAUUCUUUGUAUGAAGGAAUUGACUAUAGCACCAAAAUCACCCGAGCCAGAUUUGAGGAUUUAAACUUGGACCUUUUCAGAAGUUGUUUGGAUACUGUGGAGAAGUGUCUGGAAGACGCGGAGAUGGACCAAAGCAGUGUCCAUGAUGUUGUACUUGUUGGUGGAUCUACUAGAAUUCCAAAAGUGCAACAACUGUUGCAGCAGUUUUUUGAAGGGAAGGAACUUUGCAAGAAUAUAAACCCUGAUGAGGCUGUCGCGUAUGGUGCUGCUGUUCAAGCUGCUACAUUAAGCGGGGAGGGUCAUCAGAAGAUCAAGAAUUUGGUUCUCCUAGAUGUUACUCCUCUGUCUCUGGGGGUUGCAAUUGAAGGCGGACUGAUGUCUGUAAUUAUUCCAAGAAACACAACUAUUCCAAAUACUAUGCAAAAAGUGUAUUAUACCUGUAGUGAUGAUCAGAAAAUCGUUAAAGUAAGUGUUUACGAGGGUGAGAGGGCAAGGACUGAAGACAACAAUUUACUUGGAGAGUUUAAACUAUCUGGCCUGCCUCCAGGCCCAAGGGGUAAAGUUAAGUUUUUGGCAACAUUUACAAUUGAUGCCAAUGGGGUAUUAAGUGUAUCUGCCAAGAAUGAGGAUAAUGGAGUGAGAAAUAGCAUUAAAAUAAAGAAAAGUGGAACACUCACGGCGGCAGAGAUUGAAAGAAUGGUGAGAGAUGCUGAGCAGUUCAAGGUUGAAGAUGAGAAGUUUAGGAGAAAGAUUAGAGCAAUGCAGGAAUUUGAGGAUUAUGUAUAUAACACGAGGGACAAUACUGAAGGAAACUACAGGCUUAAAGCUUCCGUCAAGAAGAUGAUAAGUUAUUCUAUCAAGGAGGCUAUCGAGUGGCUAGAUGCAAACCGGGAUGCUGAAGAAUAUGAGUACGAGUUCAAGAAACAGCAAUUUGAAGCAAUGUGCAACCACCUCAUUCCUGGCAUGGGAGGUAUCAGCAUUGAAGAAAUUGAAUAACCUGAUUGUUUGAUAGCUUUGAACUAUUUAUUAUGUUUGGAUUCUCAGAAUUUUAUCUUAUUUUGGUUAAUCUACAAGCAAUCAUUGCUGACAAAAUAUAAUUACUUCCUGUGUGUUUGAUUUCA